Molecule: messenger RNA, 3578 nt
Organism: Entelurus aequoreus (snake pipefish)
Lineage: Eukaryota; Metazoa; Chordata; Actinopteri; Syngnathiformes; Syngnathidae
Exons: 3
Coding region: 172-1608 (478 amino acids)
Biological process (GO): regulation of transcription by RNA polymerase II
Cellular component (GO): nucleus
Molecular function (GO): RNA polymerase II transcription regulatory region sequence-specific DNA binding; DNA-binding transcription factor activity, RNA polymerase II-specific
Source: RefSeq, a predicted model, not a curated record
UUCACGUGAUUAAAAACCCGGAAGUGCUAUCUUGGCUAGCUCGCCCUGAGCUUCCAUUCGCAAAAUAAAGACUACGAAGGCGGACAUAGUUUGACCUUUUAAUAUAUGUUUAAUCGAAUAUAAUUUCAAAUAAACUCGACGGCCUUGAGCGAAAGGUGCUUGUUUGUAUAAAUGGACAAGGGCAAGAGCAGCGACAUUCCUGAUCACAGCUCCUGGAUGGACGUGCAUCCUUUCAUCUCCUCCAGCACCAAGGAGCAGCUGGACGUGUGGAGCAUGUUAGGAGUGGAAGCGCUCGCUCAGCAGCCCGUGCAGGACAGGACGGAAGCCGCACAGAGGAAAUGUAAGGCCAGGGACGAUGUGCGCCACGUCUGCACCUGCCCGGGCUGCCCUCUCUCUUUAAAGGCCACACAAGGAGUCACGUGCGCCUCCAAAGACAGCGUCAGUCCGAUGACGUCACCGGAUGGCUCCAGCGAAGCGAGCAGCACGAGCGCGUCAGACUCUCCCCCGUCCAGGCCGUCCUCCUUGGGCCACAUCUCCUCCAUCUUCCCCUGCCUGUGUUACCGCCACAACCAGCUGCUGAACAGAGACGCCGCCUCGUCUCGCACUCAUCAUCACUUCCACCACCACCACUGUCCCAUCGGCGCCUGUCUGCCCCGCCCCCAGUCGGGACCGCCACAUUCCCAGCAGCUCGCCGCCGCUCCCUUCUCCUGCCUGGCGUCUUUGCAACGGCAGCUUCAGGAGGAGCGAGGCCGACCCCUGGCGAGCGUCACGGCGCAUCCCUGCAUGCAUUGCACCGCGUCCUUCUCCAGGCCCUCCCAGUUGCUCCAGCACCAGCUCGCCGAGCACGCCAACAAGCCCUGCGGGUUUCUGUGCCUGCAGUGCGGGAGGACCUUCAACUCGCACAGCAACCUGCGCAUCCACCUUAACGUGCACACCGGCGCUCGGCCCUACAGCUGCGCCGAAUGCGGCAAAGGGUUCAGCCAGUCGGGCGCGCUCAAGAUCCACAGGCGCAUUCACACGGGGGAGAGACCUUACACCUGCGGCUUCUGCGGCAGGGCCUUCCCACACUUGGCCGGGUUCCGAGCCCACCAGCGGACUCACACGGGGGAGAAACCUUACCGCUGUAGUCAGUGUGGUAAGUGUUUCACCCAAUCAGGAGCGCUGAAGAUUCACACUCGCAUCCACACAGGAGAGAAACCCUUUGUCUGUACCAUCUGUGGAAAAGCCUUCUCCAAUCGCUCUGGCAUCCGCUUCCACAACACCACAGUCCACGGUCUCCCUCCGGAACAGUCGGGACCGGAAGGGGCGAGAGGACGCCCACCUGCGAGUCUGCACGCACCCGCCACACCCGACGGCAACGCUCUGUCCGGCUUCACCCUGCUCGUCGCCAGCAAGCCGCAGUCCGACGGCGAGAACCCGGACAGGAACCGAGAGGGGCUGGUGUACGCCUGCGAGGACUGUGGGCUGCGUUUUAAGGACGCUCCCUCCAGGAACCGACACCAGAGUCAGGUCCACUACUUCGCUGAGGAGGGCGUGGCGAAAGAAGGAAGCAUAAAUGAGGGAAUCACACGCGACAAUGGAGAAGAAAUCCGAGUCACUAUUGUUUAAACUAACAAACAUAUUUUACUGAUAUUUAAAGUUGGGGGUCUUCUAAGUGUGGCCUCACUUCAGAGGGUCUCACCCACUCACCAACAACAACAUGUGUACACUCAUUGUAGACGAUGUACAUUUGCAUUCAUUUUUCAUCACUUCACUUUGGACAUUUUUUUCUAGAUUUUUCUCAAGCUAAUCUUCUGGAGCCUAGCUUAAUUAUUGAUAUAUACUGAUAUUGAUGACAUUGUUAAUUUAUUAAUGUUUCAAGCCCAAACUCGCUGCGGGUUUAUCAUUGGACAAUUCAUUAGGGAAAACUUCACAAGCUAAUGAGGUCCAAAAACUCAAACCGUAUUGACGCAACAGUAAUUGGUUAUACUAUCCUCCUACUUAAAACUUAAAACUCUGAUCAGGAAGUUUAGAUUCCUUGAUCAGUUUUCUGAACAAUCACAUUAUAAAAGGGAUUUCCAUUUAUCCCUUCAUUUUCUACCGCUUGUCCCUCUUGGGGUCGCGGGGGGUGCUGGAGCCUAUCCCAGCUGCACUCGGGCGGAAGACAGGGUACACCCUGGACGAGUCGCCACCUCAUCGCAGGGCAAACACAGAUACACGUUCAGACAACAUUCAUCGUGCCUAAAACGGUGGCGUAUGUAGAACCCUUUUGUUGAUGGAGCAAAUAUGGCUUUAACAAAAAAGUGCUUACCAAUCCAGUAUGUAAGUACAUUUGCAAAAAUAAUAGCUUCAGAAACAUGAAAUAUAUAUUACUUUUUAAAAUGAGCAUUUUACAUGUCUAAGUCAUUUAAGACCAUCCCCAGUAUUAAAACAUAAUUCAAUUCAUAUGAAUAACAAUAAACUUCCUUUGUUUAUACAAAACCAGUGAAGUUGGCACAUGUAAAUUGUAAAUAAAAACACAAUACAAUGAUUUGCAAUUCCUUCUCAACUCAUAUUUAAUUGAAUAGACUGCAAAGACAAGAUAUUUAUUGUUCGAACUGAGGAACACAUUUUUUUUUGCAAAUAAUCAUGGACUUAGAAUUGUUUUGUUCAACAGUCCGGGGGUCUCCGUUGUGGUAUUUUAGGCUUCAUAAUGCGCCACACCUUUUCAAUGGGAGACAGGUCUGGACUACAGGCAGGCCAGUCUAGUACCAGCACUCUUUUACUAUGAAGCCACGUUGAUGUAACACGUGGCUUGGCAUUGUCUUGCUGAAAUAAGCAGGGGCGUCCAUGGUAACGUUGCUUGGAUGGCAACAUAUGUUGCUCCAAAAGCUGUAUGUACCUUUCAGCAUUAAUGGUGCCUUCACAGAUGUGUAAGUUACCCAUGUCUUGGGCCCACCUGUUCCCAAUUAGCCUGCUCACCUGUGGGAUGUUCCAAAUAAGUGUUUGAUGAGCAUUCCUCAACUUUCUCAGUCUUUUUUGCCACUUGUGCCACCUUUUUUUAAACAUGUUGCAGGCAUCAAAUUUCAAAUGAGCUAAUAUUUGCAAAAAAUAACAAAGUUUACCAGUUCGAACGUUAAGUAUCUUGUCUUUGCAGUCUAUUCAAUAUAAUAUAGGUUGAAAAGGAUUUGCAAAUCAUUGUAUUCUGUUUUUAUUUACGAAUUACACAACGUGCCAACUUCACUGGUUUUGGGGUUUGUAUACGCACAAAAUCUAAGGUGCUACAAUCUUUCGAUGUCUUUGUUAGGUACAAAAUCAUCAGUGUUUAUUCUCCUCCUAAUCACAACAACAACAUAGCCAUUGUGCCUUUUAUGUGUGAUAACAUUUUAUAUAAUAUAACCGUUAUGAAUAUACCUGUUGUUAUUGUUAGACGUUUACAACUAACUAGAGCCACCCAGUGGUAGCUUGUAGCCAUUGCAGUAUUAAACCCAUCAGUGUAGCUCAACACAUUUUCAAGUUGUAAAUAUUAUAUGUUGUCAUGACAACAUCAUUUGCUGUUUUCCAUUUGUCUGUAAUACAGUUUCUGAAAGUGCAAAACAUUGACUCAAUAAAAAAGACAU